Messenger RNA from Nematolebias whitei (Rio pearlfish), 1563 nucleotides. Its product is annotated as BEN domain-containing protein 4. The transcript is spliced from 6 exons. The coding region runs from base 1 to 1563 and encodes 520 amino acids. Gene Ontology annotation, molecular function: DNA binding. The record is from RefSeq and is a predicted model, not a curated record. NCBI's taxonomy places the organism in Eukaryota, Metazoa, Chordata, Actinopteri, Cyprinodontiformes, Rivulidae.
AUGGAGGGAGAGAUGCAGCCCGCAGACGAGGGGCCCUGCGCCCCGAAGAUCAUGUGUCGACAACAACGGGGUCCGUGCAGCACCCUGAAACCUUUCCAGAGCAAGCGCUCCGCGGGGAAGUCGCGCUCCGCCGCGGCCGAGCCGCCUCGGUUCGGAGAUGCUUUCACCUUCCGUCCCGAGCCGCAUCCUUUCCAGCACCAUCACCACCACCCGCGGCUGCAGCAGCUCCACCAAAGCAGCGUAGCUACCAGCAGCAGCCCGCAGCCCCGCCAGGCACCCCAGCUGCAGCAGCAUCGCCUCCCCUGUGAGAGCAGGCCCAGCAGCAGGGUGCCGACCUCCACCUGCGCCGCCGCCGCGUCUCAGCUGCCGCGCGCCUCUCCAGACUGCAUCUACGGAAUCAGCACAGAGAACCGCCUCAUCCUGGACGCCUUCGCCCAGCAGUGCAGCAGAGUCCUUAACCUCCUUAAUAAUGGCCGCCUCCUGGAGACCCGAUCCUCCUCCCUCUCCUCUAACGUCAAGCUGGAAGCAGGACGAAACGACAUUCAGGGCCUUCACUGCUCCUCGCAGGCGAAACUGAAGUCUGAGGAGAGCUCCUCCACCACCGACCCCGAAGAAGAGGUCCGGCGAAGCCAUUUAAACCAACAGCAGACCUCUGCAGUUCUCCGCAUCUUCACAGACUCCCUGCAGAACUACCUGCUUUCAGGGACCCGGCAGCAACAUGUGACCGCGGGCCUCGAAGGCGAGCUGUGUCCGCCAGCAGAGCCUGGUUCGGGGGGGUCUCCAUCGAGGCACAACCUGGGAAGGUGGGGCUCCCCAGCUCCGUCAGAUUCAUACGGCCACCCGUCGUCCACGCUACCCGAGGAGGAGGAGGAGGAGAGCUGCUGUCCGCGGUGCCUGGAGCUGGAGCAGGAGGUGUUGUCUCUGCAGCAGGAGAACGAGGAGCUCCGCAACAAACUGGACAAUAUUCCAGUUCCCUGUCAAAAUGUUCUUGACUACUUCAAGACUGUUUUGGAGGUUCACAACCAGCUGGGCCAAGCGAUGCCAGAAGAGCAGCUCACCGAGGAGGAAGAACAGCAAACUGUCUUUGAGGGAAGCAAGCAGCUCCUGGAGAAUUAUCCGCUCUUCAUCAGCAACAAGCAGUGGGACGAGGCCGUCAACUCCUCAAAGAAAGACGGCCGACGGCUGCUGCGCUACCUGAUCCGCUACGUCUUCACCACAGACGAGCUGAAAUUCUCCUGCGGCUUGGGCAAAAGGAAGCGAUCGGUGCACUCAGGGGAGCCGGGCCUGGAGAGACGACCACUUAACCCCGUCAAAGUCAGCUGCCUCAGAGAGUUUAUCCGGAUGCACUGUGCCUCAAACCCAGACUGGUGGAUGCCCUCAGAGGAGCAAAUCAACAAAGUGUUCAGCGAUGCCGUCGGCCACGCCCGUCAAGGCCGGGCGGUGGGGACGUUCCUGGGCAGCAGCGGCAGCAGCACCAGCAGCCUCUACAUGGACGGCUUUGACGGACAUCUGUCGCAGGACGACUUGUUUCUGAAAGGCUGCCAGAACGGUCAGUCGGACUGA